AUGGCAGCCGUUGUAGCAUACCGAAAUCUCAUGCGCGCGGCUCGCUUAGCCUUCCAGGGCGACGCUCCUAUCCUCGUUGCUGCGCAAAGCCGGAUCCGAGGCGAGUUCAGAAGCAAGCAAAGCCUCGAUCCCAAAGACAGCAGUGUCAACGAGGGUAUUGAGCACGCGACGCAAGUGGCCAAGGUUCUGCGCGAGAAUGUGGUCCAGGGCAAGAAGAUGGACGGGGAGGAGGCCAAGUACAAGCUACGAAUUCACGAACAUACCGAACGAGGUGAUAAUGAAAGCAUAAAGAUGACCGGCGCCGGCGUCGCUGGAGGCGGCUGCUGCGGUGGUUCCAAAUGA
Akanthomyces muscarius is the source of this 342-nucleotide messenger RNA. RefSeq lists its product as uncharacterized. Gene Ontology annotation, biological process: mitochondrial respiratory chain complex III assembly. The transcript has 3 exons. The record is from RefSeq and is a predicted model, not a curated record. Bases 1 to 342 code for a protein of 113 amino acids. NCBI's taxonomy places the organism in Eukaryota, Fungi, Ascomycota, Sordariomycetes, Hypocreales, Cordycipitaceae.